Messenger RNA from Amphimedon queenslandica, 863 nucleotides. RefSeq names its product ras-related protein RabC-like. Gene Ontology annotation, molecular function: GTPase activity; GTP binding. The transcript is spliced from 3 exons. The coding region runs from base 30 to 785 and encodes 251 amino acids. NCBI's taxonomy places the organism in Eukaryota, Metazoa, Porifera, Demospongiae, Haplosclerida, Niphatidae. The record is from RefSeq and is a predicted model, not a curated record.
AUUAUGUGGGAGUGGCUCAACGAAAAGAUAUGGCUACCAGGUCUACUUCUAGAGACACAGGAAAUAAGAUCAAAGUGAUCCUGGUAGGUGAAAGUGGUGUUGGGAAAACAUCGAUAUACAAGCUCUACGAGUAUGGAACAGUUUCGGAGGUUGCCUGGCCACCAACACUAGGUGUAUACACCAAUGUGGUUAACCUGGUCGUUGGAAAUACUCAUCAAACAGUUGAGUUGGAAAUGGCUGAUACAGGUGGAAGUGAGCAGUUCAGAUCAAUUGCAACACAAUAUUACAGAAAUGCUGAUAUCGCUUUCUUAGUAUAUGAUAUAACUGAUUCGAAUUCAGUACAGCACAUAGAAGAUUGGGUAGAAGACAUUAAGGAAUACAGUGAAAACAAUGACAUAAAAAUAGUAUUGAUUGGCAAUAAGUUAGACAUGGUGAAAGCACGUAAAAUCAAACAAGAAGACAUGUCAAGCUAUGCUAAAGCAAGAGACAUGUUCUUCAUUGAGAUGUCUGCUAAAAAUGCUGAUCACCGCCGAUUAGUUGAUGACCUCAUUCGAGAAGUUGCUAGCUUUAUUAUGGGGCAACGAAUAAGAAGCAGAAGUAUUGUCACUGCUCCAAAUAAUCCUCCAGAUAACUCUCCUCCUGUUCCUUCAAGUGAUCAUUCUCAUAAUCCUUCUGCUACUGAUCUUUCUGCUUCCAAACCGGCAACUGAAAUUAUAAAAUUACAUGAAAAUAAUGGAGAAGAUGGCAAGCAAAAAGUGGAACAAAAGAAAUGCAAAUUAUGUUAGAUAGUAGUAACACCAAGAGUACAUUUUUUAUGUUGUAGAAUUAUAAUGCAUUAGAUCAAGAGUAGAUGAUUAGAUCUA